CCCCCAGUUUGAGUCCUGGAACCAGUGUCUCUCUCUAGACUUGGGCUUUUUGGGGAGGAAACAGAGAGAGUGGGGUCUGGGGAGACUUGGUCAGGUCUAAAAGGUCCCAGGACCUGCUGCUCUCGGGUCACCCUUCAGGGAAAGCAGAGAGAGGCCCUGGCAGGGGCUCUUCCCCUUCCUGUGAGGCCAUCCCUCUAGGACCCAUGAUGAGGAACACAGGGCCUGGGUUGUACCACACCCCAUGCAUCUGUCCAUCCAGCACACACUGAGGACUUUAUAAGCUGUCUGCACCGCUGGGGAACAUGGGAGGCAGCACCAGGACCCCAACCCUCACUGCUCUUCUCUGCCUCGGGCUAUGCUGGGGCCUGUGGGAUGAGGCACAGAUGGGGACCCUCCCCAAACCCUCCAUCUGGGCUGAUCCCAGCCACAUAGUCACCAAGGGGAGCCGUGUGACAAUCUGGUGCCAGGUGUCUCUGCAGGCUGACGGCUACUAUCUAUAUAAAGAGAAAGUCUCUGAGUCCUUGGAGACCUUGGAGACCUCAUGGGAUUCUAGCAACAAGGCCGGUUUCUCCAUUAAAUCCAUGAGCUCACACAAUGUAGGGCGAUACCGGUGUGCAUAUCAGAGCGGGGAGAGCCGGUCACAGCUGAGUGAUGACCUAACCCUGGUGAUGACAGGACAGUAUGAUGCACCCUCCCUCUCAGCAAACCCAGGCCCUGUGGUGGCCUUGGGAGGGAAUGUGUCACUCUCCUGUAGCUCACUGUGGCCACGGGGGUCAUUCCAUCUGCUGAAGGAGCCGGGAGCUAAUGUGCCCCAACACCUGGAGUGGACGUUCCAUCGUGAGAGGGGGCAGGGGUUCCUCCAAGUGGGCCCCAUGAACACCUCCCAUGCAGGGACCUACAGAUGCUACGUUUCUCCUGAGUCAUACCCGUAUUUGUGGUCACAGCCUAGUGACCCUCUGCACCUUCAGGUCACAGGAAUAUAUGAGAAACCGUCCCUCUCGACCCAGCCAGGGGCCUCAGUGUCCUGGGGAGAGAAUGUGACCCUGCAGUGUUGCUCGGAGUUGUGGUUUGAUACCUUCCACCUCUCUAAGGAGGGGUCUCUCGCUCCUCCCCAGGUCCUUCGUCUGCAGGACACAGCAAAACCUCAUCAGGUCAACUUUACACUGAGUCCCGUGACCUCAGAUUUUGAGGGCACCUACCGGUGCUACAGCUCACAUAGCAACAACCCCUACCUGUUGUCACAGCCCAGUGACCCCCUGGAUCUCCUAGUCUCAGGGUCAAACAGCCAAGAUUACACAGUGGAGAAUCUCAUCCGGUUGGGGAUCUCUGCCUUGAUCCUGAUGGUUCUCGGGGUGCUGCUCUUUCAAGCUCGGCACCGUCAGAGUAGACCCCAAUAUGCAGCUGGGACAUCCACAAGAAAGCGAGAAGAUGGACAGUGAGGUAGAACUUUGAAAACGGAAUGGAUGAUACCAAGACUUUCUGGAAGAAUAUCUGUACAUAAGUUGGGGAAACAUUCUACUGAGAAUAUUCUGGGUGUUAACAUGGUUCGGGUGCAGGGAAAUGUCUGGGUCGGGGCUAUGGUGCAUCUUUGGCAAUUAAAUUGUGGUGAUUUCUCUC
Messenger RNA from Mustela lutreola (European mink), 1617 nucleotides. RefSeq names its product leukocyte immunoglobulin-like receptor subfamily A member 2. The transcript has 6 exons. The coding region runs from base 303 to 1439 and encodes 378 amino acids. The record is from RefSeq and is a predicted model, not a curated record. NCBI's taxonomy places the organism in Eukaryota, Metazoa, Chordata, Mammalia, Carnivora, Mustelidae.